CAGCGUCAACUCGAAUCACUUAGCCUGUACGUCGGAACUUCUUCAACACACAAUAUCCUCCUGAUCAAAAGCUAUCAAACGAGUCAGCCUGCAACGACAGUUAAAAUCACACCUAGAGCGAAAACUCAGACAUAACAUGAUCCUGCUUAUAGGAGCUUUGUCCGCUGGGGGCAGAUCCCACAAGAGCACCAUGCGGCAGGACAUCAAGAGCAAACUUCUGAUGAUACUUUGCAAUUAUGCCUGCUUCACUUUUUUGACGACAACAACGGUUUUUUCAUACCCCGGCGUUGGCUCUACUGUUGCACAAGUGGCUGAAGACUCAAGUCGUCUCAACCAUGCUCAAUCAGCCGAAAGUCUUCGUGACUUAGCAGAUCCGAAAAACGGCGAAAUUCUAAAGGAUGGAAAGCUUCCGGAGAGUCACCCAAAGUCCGAUCCGUUGUGGGAACGACCUGAAGCCUGGGAUAAGCAACGGAUUGAUCACAAGGAUCGGAUUGCAAGUUGGGAGAAACAAAACAUCAAGAAUUUUGGAUAUCGAACAGUGGCUCUCGACUACAUGCGUCACUCGGAAGACUCGAACCUCCCAUUAUAUUUGGAAGCCUUAAGGGCAGCCGAGCAGGAGGUGAAAUCGGAACGCUGGUGGUUCAAGUUCAUCAAUUUCUUCCGCUCAAUCUUCAAACGACGUGAAUGGAAAAAACAAACAGCUUCACUAAGGUUGAGAGCCUUAAGGAGAAAGUUCGCAGCGGAAGAUCUCAAGAAAGUCGCCCGCCAUUUCGAGCAAGAGUCGAGAAUCGUAGUCAACCGGUUGACGAUUCUUGAAAAUAGAGGCUUCGAGUUUUCGGAUGGAGAGCUUCGACUGAUUAAGCUGCUGGCCCAUGGUGACAUCGAUCCCAUCAAACAUAUAGAAAGCCUCAGUUUGAUGCACGAAAUCAGUAACGAGACAGUUGCUCAGCGGAAGCUUCGGCCAAUCCAGCAGUUGGAGACGGCCUAUUCCGCUGCUUUGAAGGACGCUUCCGACAAGCAAAACAUCCUCCCAAUCAUGGGCGCAUUAAAACAGCUUCGAAAAGUCAUAACACAGGGAGAAAAAUGGUCGAAUGAUAAAACACAACUCGUAAAAAAUUUGGAGAAGUUGAUCAGAAACAAGCAAAAGUUCGGCACAAGCUUGGUCCCGGAUAAGAAAACAACUGCGUUAAUGGAAAAGCUUUUCCAUGAAACGUAUCCUUGAAUGAAGGCACUCAAACCCUCAAAAAAAACAAGCAUCCAAUGUCUGCAUAUGUAUAUGUCUAUCAUUUCCAGAUUGAGACUCUCCCCUUAUUUUCACUGGGCUCAGGCUCAGAUCUUCUUCGAUUGUACAAAUAUUCAUUCUUUUUCUUCUUCUUUUCUUCACUGGUUUCAUGCUAUUUAUCAGGAAACUCUUACAGACUAAUACAAGUCAUAUUCAUAAAUGUAUUUAUCAUUUCCACUUCAAUACUUUCCUCUUUUUCACAAAUCUCAGGCUCAGCUCUUCCUUUAUUGGAUUUCUUUUCUCCUCUACUUUCUUCACCAAUCUCUUGUUACCUAUCUAUAUCUAGUCAAGCAUUUUUUUCCCUAUCUUAUAGCUAUCAUUCUCUGCCUGAUUGUAUAACUUCUCUCCUA
Puccinia graminis f. sp. tritici CRL 75-36-700-3 is the source of this 1632-nucleotide messenger RNA. RefSeq lists its product as uncharacterized. Lineage: Eukaryota; Fungi; Basidiomycota; Pucciniomycetes; Pucciniales; Pucciniaceae. Bases 137 to 1222 code for a protein of 361 amino acids. The transcript has a single exon. The record is from RefSeq and is a predicted model, not a curated record.